UAAAAAAGGAAACUACUGUCACUUUUUGACGUUUAUGUAACCUCAAAUUUUGCCAAAAUGAAAAAAUACAAAAAUGUAUAGCCAAUUACAUAAAUACAGUGCGCCACUGAAGGCUGUAUGCAAAUUCUCGUUUUCAAGGAAAGUCCUAAACCUUGCUGAUAAUGGGUUGAAAACACAUUUUAGGUUAGACCCUAGAUUAAUUAGAGGUGUGUCGAGGGAGUACUCUGCAGUUUGUGCACUCCUUCAUAGAUCAGGUUUGCAAAAUUUGUCCCAUUUACCGUACUAUUUGGACAAAAGACAGUUCCAUUCGUCUGUGGGGCAUCCCCAGCAGUCGUCAGGGGGCAAACCUGGAGGUGAUAAAAACAAACCAAACGAUGAUGACGAUAAAGACAAGAUUUCGUCAUUGUUGGCCAAGGCUUUUUUGUGGAUGCUUACAGCCUACAUGGUCAUAGCAAUAAUUUCUCUGAUGUUUCCGAGUAGUAGUCAGCCUGAGGUCGUGCGAUAUGUCUCUUGGAACGAAUUUUUGUACCAAAUGUUGGCCAAAGGAGAAGUGGAAGAAAUAAUCGUGAGGCCUGAUAUUGAAAUUGUCACGAUUAUUUUACACGAAGGGGCGAUUAUCAAAGGGAAAAAAGUUGAUAACAGGACGUAUCACAUGAAUGUGGUCGAUGUUAAUAAAUUCGAGGAUAAAUUAAGGGAGGCUGAACGUCGGUUGGGGAUCCAAGACGGAAUCCCUGUCACAUUUGAGCGCGGGACAGACACAGCCGGGAAACUCCUCAUCUCGCUCCUAAUCGUCGCAAUCCUCAUCUCCCUUCUCGCACGGAGCAAGAGCAUACGCCCCCCGAUCAGCAUGGACACAUUUACGCAAUUGGGACGUGCCAAGUUCACCCUAGUCGACCCCCUCACCGGCCCGGGCAAGGGGGUGCACUUCUCCGACGUGGCAGGCUUGAGGGAAGCCAAACUGGAAGUAAUGGAGUUUGUCGAUUACCUCAAAAGGCCCGAAAUUUACAAGAGUCUGGGGGCAAAAGUCCCCAAAGGGGCUCUACUUUUAGGUCCCCCAGGCUGUGGCAAAACCCUAUUAGCCAAAGCGGUGGCCACUGAAGCCAACGUGCCUUUCCUAUCAAUGAACGGCUCCGAGUUUAUCGAGAUGAUUGGGGGCUUGGGGGCUGCCAGAGUAAGAGAUUUGUUCAAAGAGGCCCGCAAACGGGCCCCUUGUAUAAUCUACAUCGACGAAAUCGACGCAGUAGGGCGGAAACGAAGCGGACAGUUGGGUCAAGGGGGCGCCACUGGGGAAAGUGAACAAACUCUAAACCAACUUUUAGUCGAAAUGGAUGGAAUGGCGAGUAAGGAAAGUGUGGUUAUGCUUGCGUCUACCAACAGGGCCGACAUUUUGGACAGGGCUCUACUACGGCCUGGACGCUUCGAUAGACACAUUUUAAUCGAUUUGCCUGAUUUAGUGGAACGAAAACAAAUUUUUGAGCUACAUUUAAAAAGUAUAGCUUUGGAAAAUGAACCUGAAUUUUAUUCGAAAAGGUUGGCUCAUUUGACACCGGGUUUUAGUGGCGCUGAUAUCGCUAAUGUUUGCAACGAGGCGGCAUUGCAUGCAGCCCGAUUGAAACAAAAGCAUGUGACGCGGGAAAAUUUGGAAUAUGCCGUUGAACGUCUCGUUGGGGGUACUGAAAAACGCAACCAUGCCAUGUCCCCUGAUGAAAAACGCAUUGUUGCCUACCAUGAAUCUGGGCAUGCCUUAGUUGGCUGGAUGUUGGAACACACUGAUGCCCUUUUGAAGGUCACAAUAGUCCCAAGGACAAACCUAGCCCUGGGUUUCGCCCAGUACAUCCCUCGGGACCAAAAAUUGUACACCAAAGAAGAGUUAUUCGAGAGGAUGUGUAUGACUCUCGGGGGCCGAGUGGCAGAGUCUUUGAUUUUCAACCGGAUCACCACGGGGGCCCAAAACGACUUGGAGAAGGUCACCAAAAUGGCCUAUGCACAAAUCAAGGAGUUCGGGAUGAGCGAAAAUGUAGGUUUGUUGUCGUUCCCGCAGGAGGAGUCGCAAGGGCGCAGGCCCUAUAGUAAAAAAUUGGCGAAUUUGAUUGACAUUGAGGCGAGGAGAUUGGUUCGUAGGGCUUAUAAACGCACAGAGGAGGUUUUAUUGAAAAACAAAGAAAAAUUAGAAUUGCUUGCAGAGACUUUGCUGAAGAAGGAGACUUUAAACUACGACGAUGUUGAGAAUUUGUUAGGGCCUCCGCCCUUUGGGGCCAAACAUUUGAUCGAACCUGCAGAGUUUGAGGAGUCGGUGAGGAAGGAUGCGGGGGAUACUAAGCCAACUGAGACCAAAUCUGAGACUAAUGCGUCUGCGCCCAAAAUUUGAAACUAUUGUAGAUAGUGAGACAAGAUAAAUAAACGUUUUUCAAAAGCU
Tribolium madens (black flour beetle) is the source of this 2416-nucleotide messenger RNA. RefSeq names its product paraplegin (gene Spg7). The transcript is spliced from 8 exons. The record is from RefSeq and is a predicted model, not a curated record. Gene Ontology annotation, biological process: mitochondrial protein processing; protein-containing complex assembly. Gene Ontology annotation, cellular component: m-AAA complex; membrane. Lineage: Eukaryota; Metazoa; Arthropoda; Insecta; Coleoptera; Tenebrionidae. Bases 74 to 2368 code for a protein of 764 amino acids. Gene Ontology annotation, molecular function: zinc ion binding; metalloendopeptidase activity; ATP binding.